This is a messenger RNA of Pestalotiopsis fici W106-1, 858 nucleotides long. RefSeq lists its product as uncharacterized. The transcript has a single exon. Lineage: Eukaryota; Fungi; Ascomycota; Sordariomycetes; Amphisphaeriales; Sporocadaceae. Bases 1 to 858 code for a protein of 285 amino acids. The record is from RefSeq and is a predicted model, not a curated record.
AUGUCUCACGCAAGUCGCAAUCCUGGUUCCAAACCAGGCAGUGCUGCAUCAGCAAGCCGAACCUCUCAUUCCAGCUCGAUCUCGCGGAGGAGCUCCGGAAUGUCUCGUCACUCGACCUCUGCUCACUCGCGCGCUUCGACAUGCUCUCACUCUCACUCUCACCCUUCAGCCUCUGUCCAUUCUCGCCCUCGAGACUCUGUGCGGUCCUCUCCUCCAAGCUCAGUUCAUUCUCGUCCACCUGGUUCCGUGCACUCUCAUCCUCCAAGUUCUGUACAUUCUCACAAUCGCAACGGAGUGCGAGGCAGCGCACUGCACCACCAAUAUGAAGACCAAGAUGGCUAUGACGAAGCCUACGGGGAGCCCAACCUAGAAGCACAACUCCGCUUCUCCGCCGAGCUGACGGCCGGCGAGCCGCCGGUCGAGGUAUACGACAGCGUCAGCCAAGUGGGCCACCGGCUUCGCAAUAAUAGACACCACGCGCAACUCCCACCGUUAUCCAUGCCUCCACCACCGCUACCUCGGUCGCAAGUGCAACACUCACCGGCGUCAUCUAGAUUCCACGGCUCACGAGCAGGAGGAGGCGAGCGCCGACGCUCAGUCGGACGGGCCGUCAAUGAAUUAUCCACGGGAUCCAGUCCCCAGAGAAUGAGCAAUACGCAGCGACGUCCUUCGCGGUCUUCUGGCGGCGGCGGCGGCGGCGGCGGCGGCGGCGGCAGUGGUGGCACAAGGGGAGAGAAGCGCAAGGAAAAGGGAGCCAAAAAGACUGGAAUUAAAGUUGCCGGCGGCGGCGAGGUGGUGAAACUUUCCAAUGGAAAACUUGCCCUUGUCAGGAAGCCAAAGCAGUCGUCCAAGCAAUGA